Messenger RNA from Sugiyamaella lignohabitans, 570 nucleotides. RefSeq names its product glucose-inactivated glycerol proton symporter STL1 (gene STL1). Gene Ontology annotation, cellular component: membrane. Gene Ontology annotation, molecular function: carbohydrate:proton symporter activity. The transcript has a single exon. The record is from RefSeq and is a predicted model, not a curated record. Gene Ontology annotation, biological process: carbohydrate transport; transmembrane transport. Bases 1 to 570 code for a protein of 189 amino acids. Lineage: Eukaryota; Fungi; Ascomycota; Dipodascomycetes; Dipodascales; Trichomonascaceae.
AUGAUGAAUGGACUGCAGACAUUGGACCUCUGGCAAGAGUACUUUAACUAUCCAAACCCUCCGACGUUGGGUUUACUCAAUGCCAUUAUCUCGGUCGGUAGCACUCUAGCAGUACCCAUUGCGCCAUUUUUCGCUGACAAAAUCGGCAGAAAAUGGACUGUAUUCAUUGGCAGUAUCGUGAUCUUUAUUGGCGUAACUGUUCAAAGUGCCUCUGUUAAUAUUAGUAUGUUUAUUGUUGCCAGAUUUCUUAUUGGUUUUGGAACAGCAUUUGCCCGUGGUGCUGCUCCUGUGCUGAUUGCUGAAAUAGCACAUCCACAACACCGUGCCGUAAUCACUACUCUAUAUGAUUGUAUGUACGGAAUUGGAGGUAUCACUGCUGCUUGGACAAAUUAUGGAAGUUUAGAAAUCAAAUCCAACUGGUCAUGGAGAUUACCUUCUGUUCUCCAGGCCUUCCCGUCGGUGAUCCAGCUAGCAUUUUUAUUCUGGGUAAGUUCUCAAAUAUUAAUAUUCAACUUUAUAUUUGCAAAUGUUAACAAAGUUAUUAGGUUCCAGAGUCACCCCGUUAUUUAA